UGCUCUCCCGACAAAAGGGCUGAAGAGCAGCCGUGGCCGUUUCGGUCCCGAGAGGUCGACAGGACAGUCGGAAACACCGGCGAUGUGUGCAUGCAUCCUCCACCAAGGCAGAUCUUUCUUUGAGUGGAGCUCCGCUGUCACUGGAUUACCUUUAUCCUUGCUGUUUCCGAGGAAGCUUCCAGCUGCAAAUCCACCCACAUGAAUCUACCAGACAGUAAAGAAGACGGAGCACUUCCUACCAAGAGUGCCUACCCCUGUUGAGUGAAGCCCUAUCCUCGUUUCCUUCAUCUCCAGCCAACCUGCGGUGGUACCAUGCCUCUGCCCAGGCCAGGUGGACCUCUUGUCCAGUCCAGGAGGCUUGUCCCGGGGCAUCACCUUAGCCCGUCUCCGCCUCGUCUACUGCUGCCUUUGGUUCUCCUGUUAACCGUCGCUUUAAGCAACGUGUCUGAAGCCCUAGCUCCUCCAAAGUUCACCAAGAUUCCCAGCGACCAGAUCGGGGUGUCAGGGGGUGUGGCAUCAUUUGUGUGCCAGGCCACCGGCGAUCCCAAGCCUGUAGUCAACUGGAACAAGAAGGGCAAGAAGGUCAACUCCCAGCGCAUCGAGACCAUUGAGUUCGACGAGGGAGCCGGGGCUGUGCUGAGGAUCCAACCUCUCAGAGCACCCCGAGAUGAGAACAUCUACGAGUGUGUGGCACGCAACAGCGAGGGAGAGGUGGCCGUCACUGCAAAGCUGGCCAUCAUCAGAGAGGACCUGCUGCCGUUCGGCUUCCCCAGCAUAGACAUGGGUCCCCAGCUGAAGGUGGUGGAGCGAACGAGGACGGCCACAAUGCUGUGUGCUGCCAGCGGCAUCCCGGACCCAGAGAUUUCCUGGUUCAAAGACUUCCUGCCCGUUGACCCCAGUACCAGCCAGGGCCGCAUCAAACAGCUCCGCUCAGGAGCGUUGCAGAUAGAGAACAGCGAGGAGACAGACCAAGGGAAGUAUGAGUGUGUGGCCACCAACUCUCAAGGUGUGCGCUACUCUUCCCCUGCCAACCUAUAUGUGCGAGAGCUUCGAGAAGUACGCCGUGUGCCCCCUCGUUUCUCCAUCCUCCCCUCCAACCAUGAGAUCAUGCCGGGAGGGAGUGUCAACAUCACCUGUGUGGCAGUGGGUUCGCCCAUGCCCUAUGUCAAGUGGAUGCUGGGCAACGAGGACCUGACCCCCGAGGACGAAAUGCCAGUAGGCCGGAAUGUUCUGGAGCUCAACGGCGUACGGGAGUCGGCAAACUACACCUGUGUGGCCAUGAGCAGCCUGGGCAUCAUCGAGGCCACCGCUCAGGUCUCCGUCAAGACUUUGCCAAAGCCUCCUGGCACACCCAUCGUCACAGAGACCACAGCCACCAGUGUGACCAUCACCUGGGACUCCGGCAACCCCGACCCUGUCUCCUACUACAUCAUCCAGUACCGCGCCAAAGCCCCUGACAGCAAAUACGAGACGGUGGACGGCAUCACCACCACGCGCUACAGCAUCGGGGGGCUUUACCCCAACACCGAAUAUGAAAUCCGAGUGUCAGCCUUCAACAGCAUCGGCCAGGGGCCCCCAUCUAUGCGUGUGGAGGCCCGCACCGGAGAGCAGGCGCCAGCCAGCCCACCCCGAAAUGUCCAGGCCCGGAUCAUUUCCCAGAACACCGUGAUGGUCCGCUGGGAGGAGCCAGAAGAACCCAAUGGACAGGUGAAGGGCUAUCGCGUGUACUACACCAUGGACCCGUCCCGGCCUGUCAAUGAGUGGCAGAUCCAUAAUGUCCAGGACAGUGUGAUCACCACCAUUCAGAACUUGGUGCCCUCGGAGACUUACACCGUCCAGGUCCUCGCCUUCACCUCUGUAGGGGACGGACCUUUCUCUGACCCUGUCCACGUCAAAGUCAUGCCUGGAGUCCCAGGCCAACCAGGAAAGUUUAAAGUUGGCAGGGUGACAGACACCAGCAUCGAGCUGACCUGGGAGCCCGCGUACACCAAGGAGGGCAUCGUCAACUAUGAGCUUCUUUACAAGCCUGUCAAGUUUGGCAGUUUGGAGAAGCUGACCUUCGGGCCAAGGAAUUCUUACACAGUGGAGGGUCUGAAAGCUAAUACCGAGUACUCCUUCUCCCUGGCCGCCAUCUCGAACAAAGGCAUCGGAGCUUUCACCAAUGAGCUGGUGCAGAGGACGUCGCAAGCCAACGUGCCAAGGAACUUCUCGGUCAAUCUGGCCACUAAGACCAGCGUUCUUCUGACCUGGGAGUUUCCAGAGAGCACCUACCCAUAUCGUUUCACUGUGGAGUACAAUCGGCAGAAGAUGGAGGUGGAUGCUCGUCUGAGGAAAGCGGUCAUCCCCAACCUGCAGCCCGACACCAGCUAUGAUUUCAAGAUCACCUCACCCGAGGGCAACAUGGGGGGCCUUCGCCACCGCAUCCACGCCAAAACCUCCCCACCAAUCACCAUCCGCCGCCCUGAGAUUGACCACACCCGUGACACGGAAACCACCGUCACCAUAAUCUUGCCCUCGCUGGAAGGCCGCACUCCUGUCAAGAAUGUCUACGUUGUGGUUGUUCCACUGAGGAGGACCCGAGGCCUAAUCAGAGGCCUCAAGAGCCCAGAUGAAAUGGACCUAGAGGAGCUGUUAAAAGACAUCAGUCAAAGGCAGAGGGAUUCUCGGCAGCAGAAGCAGGUGGACCUGCGCAGGGCUUACAUCACAGCCCGUUUCACACCUGCCACCCUACCAGCCUUCUUCACCCUGGGGGACCAGCUGGACUACGGCGGCUUUGAGAACCGAGCUCUUGAGCCAGGGCAGGAGUACGUCUUCUUCAUCCUGGCUGAGCUCAACGCCACAACUGGGAAGAUGUACGUUGCCAGCCCCUACACCGACCCAGUGAUUGCCCCAGAUUCAGACCCCCAGCCCCUUGACGCAGGUGACGGUCUGAUCUGGGUGGUGGGUCCUGUCCUGGCUGUGGUUUUCAUCAUCUGCAUCGUCAUCGCAAUCCUCCUUUACAAAAACAAGCGCAAAGACUCUGAACCUGGAACCAAGAGUCUUUUGAGUAAUGCAGAGAUGAUGGCCCACCACCCCACAGACCCUGUGGAGAUGAGACGCAUCAACUUCCAGACCCCUGGAAUGAUGAGCCAUCCUCCCAUCCCCAUCAACGAGCUGGCCGAACACACUGAGCUGCUGAAAGCUAAUGACAACCUGAGACUGUCCCAAGAGUAUGAGUCCAUCGACCCUGGUCAGCAGUUCACCUGGGAGCAUUCAAACCUGGAGGUCAACAAACCCAAGAACCGCUACGCUAACGUCAUCGCCUACGACCACACCAGAGUCAUCUUGGCUCCCAUAGAAGGUAUCCUGGGCAGCGACUACAUCAAUGCCAACUACAUUGACGGCUACAGAAAGCAGAACGCCUACAUCGCUACCCAGGGUCCGCUGGCAGAGACAUUCGGGGAUUUCUGGAGGAUGGUGUGGGAGCAGCGAGCCGCCUCCGUCGUCAUGAUGACGCGCCUGGAGGAGAAGUCACGGAUAAAGUGUGACCAGUACUGGCCGAGCCGAGGGACAGAGACCUAUGGGAUGAUCCAGGUCUCCUUGUUGGAUACGAUGGAACUGGCCACCUUCUGUGUUCGCACCUUUUCCCUGCAUAAGAGUGGCAGCAGUGAGCGGAGAGAGGUUCGCCAGUUCCAGUUCACAGCCUGGCCGGAUCACGGUGUGCCAGAGUACCCCACCCCCUUCCUGAACUUCCUCCGCAGGGUCAAAGCGUGCAACCCUCCAGAUGCUGGACCCAUCAUCGCUCACUGCAGCGCUGGUGUCGGCCGCACUGGCUGCUUCAUUGUCAUCGAUGCCAUGCUGGAGCGCAUUAGACACGAACGCACUGUGGACAUCUACGGCCACGUGACCCUGAUGCGCUCACAGCGGAACUACAUGGUGCAGACGGAGGACCAGUACAGCUUCAUCCACGAGGCCCUGCUGGAGGCUGUGGCCUGCGGGAACACGGAGGUGGCCGCCAGGAGCCUGUACUCCUACAUGCAGAAGCUGGGCCAGGUGGAGAGCGGGGAGCACGUCAGUGGCAUGGAGCUGGAGUUCAAGCGUCUGGCCAACACCAAAGCCCAUACAUCCCGGUUUGUUACGGCCAACCUGCCUUGCAACAAAUUCAAGAACCGACUAGUCAACAUAAUGCCCUACGAAACCACUCGAGUCUGUCUCCAGCCAAUUAGAGGCCUGGAGGGCUCUGAUUAUGUCAAUGCCAGUUACAUCGAUGGAUACAGGCAGCAGAGAGGCUACAUCGCCACCCAGGGUCCACUAGCUGAGACUACAGAGGACUUCUGGAGGAUGCUGUGGGAACACAACUCUACUAUAGUCGUUAUGCUCACAAAGCUGAGAGAAAUGGGACGGGAGAAAUGCCACCAGUAUUGGCCUGCUGAGCGCUCAGCCAGGUACCAGUACUUUGUGGUCGACCCCAUGGCUGAGUACAACAUGCCCCAGUACAUCCUUCGCGAGUUCAAAGUCACGGAUGCCAGGGAUGGCCAAUCACGGACAGUGCGUCAGUUCCAGUUCACCGAUUGGCCAGAGCAAGGAGUGCCCAAGUCCGGGGAGGGCUUCAUCGAUUUCAUUGGCCAAGUGCACAAAACCAAGGAGCAGUUUGGCCAGGAUGGACCAAUCAGCGUUCACUGCAGUGCUGGUGUGGGGCGGACCGGUGUCUUCAUCACCCUGAGUAUUGUGCUGGAGAGGAUGCGCUACGAGGGGGCUGUGGACAUCUUCCAGACUGUCAAAAUGCUGCGGACACAGAGGCCAGCCAUGGUGCAGACAGAGGACGAGUACCAGUUCUGCUACCAGGCUGCUCUGGAGUACCUGGGUAGCUUUGACCACUAUGCAACGUAAGUGAAGAGAGAACCAUCCAUCCAUCCUUCUGCUCUGAGGUCCACAAACAAACCAGAGAACAAAAGAAAGACAGUCUUAAGUAACAAGAACAUCAAACCCCUCUGGGCGCAAAGAUUCGAAGAUGAACUUGACGCCAACAAAGGACAAAAAGCAACAACAAAACAGCAACAAGAACUCUUAUGUCCAAGAGCACCCACACUCGUCAGGACGCUGCCUGAAGAGCUGGUGGGUGUGAAGACUAUCCAUGUGUAAUCCAUAUACUUACCUCAGUGUUCCAGUGUGAAGGACGUAUAAUACAUGUGUGUUGUGGUCAGCUAUCUCCAAUAAGAACCAGUGAAAAACAAACUGCUUCUGAACAGGAAUUAUGAUACUAUAUGUGUAUAAAAAUAACAAAAACAAAAACAAAAAAAAGAAAAGAAAAAAAAAAAGACACAAAGAGCCUGGAUAUUUGCUGCACCCGAAAUGGGCUUUUUAUCCUCAACUUUGUAUCUAUUGGUUUGGUGUACUAAGGGGUUACAAAGUGCAAAGGUGAACAUUUCUAUGUAUCUGUGAGUCUGUUUCAGAGGUGUCUACUGCUGCCACAGGUAGUUCUGAUCAUAGAUUAAAGCAGAUGACUAGAUUACGCCUCAGCAGAGGCCUAUGGACUAACUUGCCACCCUGGGGACUGUUGGAGAAGCAUGUCGAUGCUUAUUUACCCUACGCACAGUGCCAAGAGAGGCCAUGCUAUUCUGUUCUGGGGCAGACUGAACAUGGACUAAGUUAGAGAUGGGUCUAUCUAUUGUCCAGCUUACAUAAAUACAAGUCAGAGCAGAGCCCACUCCUACAGACUGGCCUAGGAUCAAUUCACACUCCCCAGUCCCGUCUUCACUUGGGAACAGAGUCAUAGCUGGCCUCAGAACAGUGAUUAGAGCCCACUUUAUCCUCAUCUGGACUGAGUUUUGUAAUCAAAUACAUUGUUCAUUCAGCUGAGCUUGCUUGCUAUUUGCUGUAGCCCUUUCUCAUCCUCCGCUCCUCUUGAUGCCAACCCCAUUGUGUCAGUUCAGUGGCUCAUAAGAAACACCAAGGGAAAGAAUUGGACUCCGAUCCAUUCCCACUCUAAUUUCCCACAGUUUUCCAGCCCAUUCCUGCAGAUAUUAACGUGACUUUUGUUUGUUUGUUUUUUUUAAUGUCUUUUGCCUUAUGCUGAACUAUUUUGUCUCUCUGUAUCUCAACAUGCUGCUUAACGCUCAUGCAGUUUUCUGUGUUGUGUGCUAAACAUUUAGUGUCAUACAGUUGCUUACGCUGAGGAUCAAAAGUUGUCCCCCGAUCAACUUCCUCCUCUGGAGCUUACUUACUUGAAUUAUGCCACUUUGCAGUUAAAUUCCUCUAGUAUUUCAGUGGAUCAGGUAAGGGGACUGACGAUGGAAGAUAACGGCCGGUCUCAGUUUCGCUUUGAGAGCGCAAAAUCAAUUCAGUGUGAGAUGGAAAUUGCUCACUUUCAGCAGUCCUCCCCUCUACCCCGUCCUCAACUCCAUACUGAACUCUGUACAGAACAUUGCAACUUAACCGAUUGAUGUUUUCCCUCCCGUCUACUCCAGUACACCGCACAAGUUCUUGAUAUCGAUAUAUAUCUUUCUUGAUUUGACAUAUAACCAUAAUCGGUCCCACGUCGUGAUUGAAGAGCACAGCAAUGUUCCAGUGUACCUGAACUCUCGGCGAUUCCACUGAUUUUGUACAUAUGCAGUCAUAUCAUUGGAGUCCUAUACAGUACCGUUACAUACGCCUGAGCACAAGAUAUAACGUGGGGUUGGACGUGAUGUAGUUCUUAUUGUCGAGAAAAAAAAAAGCCUUAUUGUUACCGUUCACUUUGUCAUAUUUAUUUGAUAUGAUUUUUUAAGAUAUUUAUUAUUCUAUUUUGUUACUUUUUAACUUUUGUUUUUAAUUUAUUUAUUUAUUUGAGAUAUCUAGCAAAUAUAACCAAUAAGAUGUUGUUUACUUGUUUCUUUGGCAAGCCAAUGUUAUUAUAUGAUAUUGUCUAGGGUUUUUUUUUGGUUUUGUUUUGUUUCUGUUUUGUUUCAUUGGUCAGUUUUGGUGCUUUUUUUAUUUGCUUUAGUAAACGAUAUGCACUCUGUGAGGGUGCUAUUUGAUACUGAUUACUGAUGUCCGACUAGUUAGCUAGAUAUGUAUAUUAGAUCCAGACCUAGUUAAAGUUUACAGUGAUGCCCUCUACCCCUCCCACCCUCCACCCCACCAUAGCAACAACAGUGGUACAAUCAUAGCAACAGUGCUAUGAUCCCCUCCACAAUUAUAGGUUUUAGGGCAUCAGGGAAAGUAGAUAUAUAGAGCAGAGUAGUUGGUGAAAAACUAUGGCAAGCUGUGCACAGUAAUAUUUAGUUUGCUGCAACAAGGAGAGCACAAGGUAGCAAGUGUAUUUUUGACAGAGAAAGGGUGAGAAUCGCCCGGCUACACACUCGACCCUCGAAGUUAUUGUUUAAAUCUGAAAUUAUUCUGAUAUGAAAUUUAUGUGUGGUCCAAAAGUCUUGACGAUGUGUGACAUAUAUGAAAUAUGUUAUUCCUUCUGAUGAUUUUUUGUGUCAAGAGAAAUAUAAGGCACACAUAUGAAAUCUAUUGAGGGUCCUGCUCAGAUGACGCCAUCGCCCUCACCUAUGUACCUGUUCUUUCCUUUCAAACCAUGGAUGUAGAUAUUGUAUCUUGACUUUGUAUUAAAAGCAGGAUGAUUGGAUAUACAGCACAAUGA
This is a messenger RNA of Myripristis murdjan (pinecone soldierfish), 7606 nucleotides long. RefSeq names its product protein tyrosine phosphatase receptor type Sb (gene ptprsb). Gene Ontology annotation, molecular function: protein tyrosine phosphatase activity; protein binding. The transcript has 30 exons. Bases 313 to 4869 code for a protein of 1518 amino acids. Lineage: Eukaryota; Metazoa; Chordata; Actinopteri; Holocentriformes; Holocentridae. The record is from RefSeq and is a predicted model, not a curated record. Gene Ontology annotation, biological process: protein dephosphorylation.